AUGAGCCCAACAGAGCAAAGAGAAAACUGGUUCAAGGUCACUGCAUACCCUCCACCCAAGGAAACUCAUGAGGAUUGUGGAUACAGUGCUGCUGAUAUUGUUUUUAUUCUGGACUCCAGUGGAAGUGUUGGGUCAAAGAAUUUCGAAAAGACUAAGGAAUUUUUCAAGGCAAUGGUAGAUGGAUUUCAAAUUGGUUCUAAAACCGUUAGAAUAGGUGCUGUGCCAUUCAGUACUGUUGUACAUAACACAUUUCAACUUACGUCAUUUUAUUCUAAAUCUGCUCUCAAGUCUCAUAUUUCUGACAUCCCUUAUGAGAGUGGUGGUACAAACACUGCUGAUGCUAUCGAGUAUGCUCGAACUACAAGCUUUGGGUCGUAUGGCAGAAACGAUACUUCUAAAAUAGCAGUCAUCAUAACUGACGGAAAGUCGAAUGACAAAUCAAACACUUUGUCUGAAGCCCAAUUAUUACGCAACAAUGGCGUCAUCAUCUUCUCUGUCGGUGUUGGUGGCGGUGUUGAUACGUCUGAACUUCAGGGAAUGGCAACAAAAACGAGUUAUGUGUUUGAUGUGUCUACUUUUAGUACUUUGAAUUCAAUUCGAGAUAAAUUAGCACGAACAACAUGCGAAGUUAUCACCACCUGUGAUUAUCCUGGCACUCCUAAUAACGGUAAACUUCAUGGGAGUGACUUUUCCCAAGGUGAAUCUGUGACCUAUAGCUGUGAGACGGGGUAUAAACUCGAUGGCAAUCAGAAGAGGACGUGUCAAAGUGGGAAAGUUUGGUCCGGAAGUCUCCCGUCAUGUAUUUCUGAUACUUCCUGUGGCAAUCCCGGUACACCUAGUAAUGGUCACCUUCAUGGGAGUGACUUUUCCAAAGGUGAUACUGUGACCUACAGCUGUGAGAUUGGCUAUCAGCUCCUUGGCGAUCAACAGAGGACGUGUCAAAGGGAUCCAAGGAAUAUACAUGUAGUUUGGUCUGGAACGCUCCCAUCAUGCAUGUAGUCAAAUGACAACCGC
Messenger RNA from Saccostrea cuccullata (small rock oyster), 1014 nucleotides. Its product is annotated as collagen alpha-1(XXI) chain-like. Lineage: Eukaryota; Metazoa; Mollusca; Bivalvia; Ostreida; Ostreidae. The record is from RefSeq and is a predicted model, not a curated record. Bases 1 to 999 code for a protein of 332 amino acids. The transcript is spliced from 6 exons.